Babesia sp. Xinjiang is the source of this 723-nucleotide messenger RNA. Its product is annotated as putative 39S ribosomal protein. The transcript is spliced from 8 exons. Gene Ontology annotation, molecular function: structural constituent of ribosome; RNA binding. Gene Ontology annotation, cellular component: mitochondrion; ribosome. The coding region runs from base 1 to 723 and encodes 240 amino acids. The record is from RefSeq and is a predicted model, not a curated record. NCBI's taxonomy places the organism in Eukaryota, Apicomplexa, Aconoidasida, Piroplasmida, Babesiidae. Gene Ontology annotation, biological process: translation.
AUGCAACUAUACCGGCAGCAUAUCGUAUCACGUCUGUACCUUUAUCCUAGGUUGAGUAACACUGUGAACAACGUGAAGUUCUCAUACCUCCAUGGGCGCGCACUCACCAGCUAUCGCAACCCAUCGCAUACAGCUACUUUCUCCGGAGGUUUUGGUUGGAAUACCUCACCAGCAACGCCAUAUGAAGGCUGGGUAAACCAACUAUCCUGCUAUUCUUGGAUACUGAACCAGAAGCGGGGGCCGAAACUAGCGAAACCACGUGAUAUCAUAAGAUUCUGGAAAAUAAGAGUCGGAGAUGAGGUCGUGGUUAUCAGCGGUAAGGAGAAAGGAAAGCUUGGAGAAGUGCUGGCCUGCGAUAAACUGCGCAAUCAAGUAAAGGUUAAGGGAUGCAAUAUGCGCAAACUCAUUGUCGACGGACAAGUGUUGCAUAUCGAAAAGAAAAUGCAUUACUCAAACGUACAGCUGAUAGAUCCCUUACUCAAAUGCGGAACACGAGUAGCCAUCAGGUUUAAUCGUCAAAAUGAGCCAUUACGGAUCUCUAAGAAGUCCGGGUAUGUCAUACCCUGGCCAGAGGAGAAACCCGAGGAAGAUAAAGAGAUCGUAGAGGGGGAAAAGGACACAUCUCCAGAAGUGGCGGUCGCAAGGACCUACGACUACGAAGCGGAUCUACGCUCCAUGCAACGACUCAGACAAGUAAUGCAAAAGUAUAAUAAAGACAUUUAA